Seminavis robusta is the source of this 609-nucleotide messenger RNA. NCBI's taxonomy places the organism in Eukaryota, Bacillariophyta, Bacillariophyceae, Naviculales, Naviculaceae. The record is from the annotation of a GenBank genome assembly.
AUGUUUGUUUCAUCCCAGCAUCCCAGUAUAGAGGCUGGCUGUCGGUCCGCCCGACCACUUAUCAAUCGACAAGGUGGGGAUCUCGUGGACAAGCGAAACUUAUACCAUGGUGAUCAUAACAUGUCGUCCAAGGCAGAAACAGAGGGCUCCAUAAUGCAGCUGACACAAGCAUUAGGCCUACACGUCAACCACGACCUGGCUGGCAUGGGCGGCGUCUACUUUGACUCGGAGGAAACUCCCUACCUGUGGCGGUACCCAUUCCCUCCGGAUGUGCAGGCUCAGCUAGUGUCCACGGACAACCCAAAGGGGAACGUCACCAACAGUGACCUAGAGCAGGCCGCCAUCUUUGCCCAACACGUCACCUACGCCACCCGCUACACUCUCUCGGACAACACCCCGUCCGUCUCCAGGAUCUCCAAAGGGGCGGUGACUUCGGAUGGUCCUGUGGUGUUCCUCUGCACCUACGCCUGCCGCCACCAACGAGAACACCGAUCAUGCGCCCUCUCGUCCUACUUCCUUUGGCACCAAUUCGACCGAGUCAGGAUCAACGAUCAUAUCAUCGCUGGAAAAGGAAACGUGGGAGUCAGGAAUUCAAAAAUCCUCAUGUAA